ACAGAUUCCAACUGUGUUUCGAGUGGUGUGGACAGGUCAGCCCCUGCUUCAGACUUUACAGUGCUUGUUCUCUCGGGACCCUGGAUACAUCUCCUUGAGCUCAGAAGCAUCACAGAGGCAGUGGACACCUAACAGGCCACCAAGAGUGGUGUGGAGUUUCCGUCAAUGCUAUACAACUCUACUGUACAGAGCUUGGACCACAGCGCCAAUCUGACCCACUUUCUGUCUGGAAUGGCUCUCACAUGGCUUCUGAACAGGGUCAAAGGUGUCUUGGCUUCCCCUGCCCUCCUGAGAUCUUGCCCAUAAAAGGUCUGAGUUGCCUACUUCCACUAUUAAGUUGAACGAGGACUCCUUAACCCAACAGCCAUCAAGGCUGUUGGCCAACUAGUUAACAGCCCAAAGCAGCCAGCUGCUUCUGACCUAGGAAAGCCAGGAGUGCAGGAGCUUGGGGCUGGGGGAUGAGCGGUCGGGUCCCGCUGGCAGAGAAGGCCCUGUCAGAACGCUAUGCCCGUCUCCGGUACAGGGACACUUCCUUGCUGAUUUGGCAACAGCAGCAGCAGAAGUUGGAGUCUGUACCACCUGGUACAUACAUGAGCAGGAGCCGCAGCAUGUGGUACUCCCAGUAUGGAAAUGAGGCCAUCUUAGUCCGAGACAAAAACCAGCUUGGGGUCUCUAAGGACACUGGCCAGUCUAAGUUUUGCUCAAUCAUGUAAUUCCAGGGAGGUCCUUGAUGGCUGUGAAGAUCAAUCUGUGGUAUAAAAACUCAACACCCAAGAAUAUCACCCAGCCCUCUAUCAAUGGCACACUGCCGUGGCCCUGGCAAUGCUUCCAGACAAAAAGAGAAGCCAGUGAGAUGUCCCCAGCUCCUGUGAGCUGCUUGCCUGACACAGAAUGGGUCAAGUCCAGGGUAAAGAGGGGACUCUCUUCCUGGAGGGUCUCAGAUCUGUCAGUUCACUGCAGUGACAUGUGAAAAGGGGCCAGAGCCGG
Molecule: messenger RNA, 987 nt
Organism: Peromyscus maniculatus bairdii (prairie deer mouse)
Lineage: Eukaryota; Metazoa; Chordata; Mammalia; Rodentia; Cricetidae
Source: RefSeq, a predicted model, not a curated record